AUGUCGCAUGCAUACGCAACCGAGGAACAAGUAGCUGUAGCUGCCGUACGCAGGGCUUGCCAUCUCACCUCGUCGGUAUUCAACAGGCUAGUCAAAAACGAGACACUCACCAAGGGCGAUAAAUCUCCAGUCACUGUUGGCGACUACGCAGCCCAAGCCGUUAUCAGCUCCAUCCUCCACCACGCGUUUCCAGGAGAUCCGAUCGUUGGGGAGGAAGAUGCAUCGGACCUACAUGCCGAAGAGGGCAGGUUGAUGAGGGACAGAAUCAUCGAGCUCGCCAACGAGGCGUUGACAGCGGAACUGGGACUGGGGGACAGCGCAACCGCUGAGGAACUGCUAGAUGCGAUUGAUAGAGGGAACCACCCUGGUGGAAGGGAUGGACGAAUGUGGACUAUCGAUCCUAUUGACGGAACGAAGGGGUUCCUUAGGGGAGAGCAGUACGCCGUGUGUCUGUCACUCAUUGUCGACGCAAAGGUGCAGCUGGGUGUGAUUGGGUGCCCAAAUCUUCCCGUUGACCCUGUUGCUCCGGAAAGGGGGAUUGGGUGCAUCUUCACUGCCGUACGAGGUCAUGGCGCGCAGCAACUGACACUGAAUGGGUCUAACCCCACACCCCUUGUCAUCCCUCAAACUACACCGGAAACCCUGAACUUCCUGGAAUCUGUCGAGGCAGCGCACUCAUCUCAUUCAUUCAAUGAUCGCGUUUCGUCCCUUCUGAACAUCACGCGACCCCCGACAAGAAUGGACAGCCAGGCGAAAUAUUGCUGUCUUGCUCGGGGAGAGGGAGGCGCGUACCUUCGUAUGCCUACUGGCGUGGGAUACAGAGAAAAGAUCUGGGACCAUGCCCCUGGCCAAGUCCUCGUGGAGGAGGCAGGAGGGGUGGUGACGGAUUCGCGCGGCGAGCCACUAGAUUUCGGAUUGGGAAGAACCCUUGGAGAGAAUUUUGGCGUGAUCGCUGCAGGCAAGGAAGCUCACUCACGGGUGCUGGCUGCCGUCCAAGAGGCUCUCAAUGAGACGAAGGCAAAGGUGUAGGCUGCUGCCAUGCAGUUCGGACAUUGCGUAACACAAGUUUUGUAAACCUGCAAGCAACAGGUUGCGAC
Laccaria bicolor S238N-H82 is the source of this 1097-nucleotide messenger RNA. RefSeq lists its product as uncharacterized. The transcript has 6 exons. Gene Ontology annotation, molecular function: 3'(2'),5'-bisphosphate nucleotidase activity. The record is from RefSeq and is a predicted model, not a curated record. Gene Ontology annotation, biological process: sulfate assimilation. The coding region runs from base 1 to 1029 and encodes 342 amino acids. NCBI's taxonomy places the organism in Eukaryota, Fungi, Basidiomycota, Agaricomycetes, Agaricales, Hydnangiaceae.